Messenger RNA from Mixia osmundae IAM 14324, 1604 nucleotides. RefSeq lists its product as uncharacterized. Lineage: Eukaryota; Fungi; Basidiomycota; Mixiomycetes; Mixiales; Mixiaceae. The record is from RefSeq and is a predicted model, not a curated record. The coding region runs from base 206 to 1534 and encodes 442 amino acids. The transcript has 5 exons. Gene Ontology annotation, biological process: steroid biosynthetic process. Gene Ontology annotation, molecular function: 3-beta-hydroxy-Delta5-steroid dehydrogenase (NAD+) activity.
ACUUGGGACCGCCCUUGUCGAGCUCUCUGAUGGUGAAGAGAUCAUCAAACAGGAUGCCGGCUGCGGCCAUCUCGAAGAAGAGACAGUGCUGACGAUCGAGGUCGAGGAGGACGUUGCAGCCUGACAGGCUUGCUUGCCGCCGCGUCGCUCCCUCCUCCUCCUGCCGACCCUCUCGGCCGACUUUGACAAGCCAGAGGCCAGCAGAAUGGCAUCAGAGUCCUACCUCGUCAUCGGCGGCGAAGGCUUCCUGGGCGGCCGCAUGGUCGAGAUGCUCCUCGCACGGUACCCCUCCUCCGCCAUUGGCUCACUCGACAUUGUCCAACGCCGGCACUCGCCCAAGAACCACGCAGGCAGAGCGCACUGGACGUUCUAUCGAGCUGAUCUCACGGAUCUCGAAGCGCUCACUGCCGCCUUCAGACAAAGUGCUGCCACUGUCGUCAUCCACACUGCUUCACCCCACAUAGGCUCACCAAGAGAGAUCUCGGAAAAGAUCAAUGUGACGGGCACCCAGACGGUCGUGGCAGCCUGCAAGGCCACGGGCGUCAAGUGCCUCAUCUACACUUCCAGCUCGAGCGUCGUCUAUGACGGCCAUCAUCUUACCAACAUCGACGAACGACUGCCCCUGCCUCUCAAGACGCUCGAUCCUUAUAGCGAGACCAAGGCAAGAGGCGAGCUCAUCGUCCUCGAUGCCAACACACCUGGCCACUUCCUCACGUGCGCACUCCGACCCUCUGGCAUCUUUGGGCCAGGCGAUAGGCAGAUGAUACCGGGCUUCAUCGAUGUUCUCAAAGCUGGCCAGACCCGCUUGCAGAUCGGCAACAACGUCAAUCUGUUCGAUUGGACGUAUGUCGACAACGUCUGUCACGCCCAUUUCCUUGCGGCCGAGAAGCUCUUGCAAGAAUUUGACGAUCCCAAAUCGGCAGGCGUGACCGCAGAUGUCUUCACUCAUCGUCUCGGACCAGUCGAAUCGACGAUUCCGAGAAGAGAUAUACCCACCACGAAGAAGCGCGCGCUCGCUGCCGAGCUCGAUGCCAGACGGUUAACGCGGCGACAAGCUGCUGCUCUGGAGCAGAGCACAGAUCUCUCUGACGAGGGGAUCGAUGCACCCCUCGACGCGCGCAGAAAUCGAUUCGACCAGUACUUCGGGGCGGACAGCGUCGAGGAAGCCCAAGAGACGUAUCGUGUCGCGGGUGAGGCAUUCAACAUCACCAAUGGCGAGCCAACCUACUUCUGGGACCUCGGUCGCUACGUCUGGCACGAGUAUAAUGGUCACGUUCCUUCGAGCAUCAUCUCCCUACCGCAGUGGCUCGCGUGGUAUCUGGGCGCGGGCGCAGAGCUUUUCGGCAGGCUCACCGGCAGAGUGUCCAAGUUCAGCCGCUUCAAGGUCGCCCUCUGCCUCAACGAUAAGUACUACAACAUCGAAAAGGCACGCCGUGUGCUAGGCUACGAGCCCAUCGUAUCACUACAAGAAGGCGUCAGACUCGCCGUAGCAGACUUUAAGCAAAACGAGCGGAUCAACGAGAAGGCUCAAUGAGUUGUAUUGCAGCGUAUGCGAGCUGUUGUACUGCAUUGGAGAGCUCAUGUUGCAACACCUAGAUCCUCGU